GCGAAGUCGGCGCAGGGUAGAUCGGAAUUGAAGUAUUGACUACGUCCAAAGAUACCCCGCGACUUGACUACCGGGACUCAUCUCCGACCGAAGCUUCUCCAUCGGGGGAGCAGUUCCGAAACCGCUUGCUUAAGCAUACAACUAUUUCACCAUUGAGCCAGUGAAUGAGUGUUACCACUGACAAAACUCUUCUUGGAACCAUCAUUCAUCAUCCAUCAUGUUCGCUCUGAGACGCACAAUGGCUACUAUGGCCCCUCAAGCUACGUCUACCCUCAAGCAAGCCGGCAAGGUUGUCUGCAUCGGCCGCAACUUUGCGGAGCAUAUUGCUGAGCUGAACAACACCAAACCCAAGCAGCCCUUCUUCUUCCUGAAGCCUACGUCUUCCAUUGUCCUACCAGGCGAGGGCCCCGUCCUGAGGCCCAAGGGCAUUGACAUGCACUAUGAGGUUGAGUUGGCUCUGGUUAUUGGAAAGCUCACCCGAGAUCUUCAAGCCUCUGAUACACAGGGAGCUCUUGAUGCUAUCAAAGCUUACGCUAUCGCCAUUGACUUCACCGCCCGCAACGCCCAGAACGAGGCCAAGAAGAAGGGACUCCCGUGGGACAUCGCCAAAGGUUUCGAUACUUUCCUGCCUCUGAGCAACAUCAUCCCCAAGACUGCCAUUGAGGACCCUCACAAUGUUGAGCUCUUCCUCCAGCUUAAUGGUGAGACCAAGCAACAGGGCUCAACCAACCUCAUGAUCUACCAGAUUCCUCGUAUCUUGAGCGACAUCUCCAAGGUUAUGACUCUCCACCCCGGAGAUAUUGUCCUUACUGGAACACCUGCCGGUGUUGGUCCUGCUGUACCGGGUGAUGUUGUUCGCGCGGGUGUGAGAUUUGAUGGAAAGGAGCUGGAGGAGGGUGCCAUUGAGAUUCCCGUGGAGGAAUCGCCUAGCUCGUAUAGCUUUGCUGAGACUUAAAAAGAUGAACUAGUUUAAGUGAGUUGUAU
Molecule: messenger RNA, 984 nt
Organism: Fusarium redolens
Lineage: Eukaryota; Fungi; Ascomycota; Sordariomycetes; Hypocreales; Nectriaceae
Exons: 3
Coding region: 218-955 (245 amino acids)
Cellular component (GO): mitochondrion
Molecular function (GO): acetylpyruvate hydrolase activity
Source: RefSeq, a predicted model, not a curated record